Malania oleifera is the source of this 3019-nucleotide messenger RNA. Its product is annotated as fimbrin-1-like. The transcript has 16 exons. Gene Ontology annotation, biological process: actin filament bundle assembly; actin filament network formation. Gene Ontology annotation, cellular component: actin filament; cytoplasm; actin filament bundle. Gene Ontology annotation, molecular function: actin filament binding. Lineage: Eukaryota; Viridiplantae; Streptophyta; Magnoliopsida; Santalales; Ximeniaceae. The coding region runs from base 402 to 2654 and encodes 750 amino acids. The record is from RefSeq and is a predicted model, not a curated record.
GGCUGUCCACGAGCCGCAGGCAAAAUGGGUGAGUUCCUUAUUUUGCUUCCGCCUUUGCCCGUCCACGAAGAAAAAUUGAUCCUCUCUGUCUUUGUCUCUCUCUCUCUCACCAUCGGCUUUACUGCAAUUGAACGUCUGACGAACAGUCAAACCCCUUCAAUACAGCAUAAAUCUCUGAUUUUCUAAUUGGGCAGAGUGGGAGAGAUUGGAGAUUCAUGCAAGAUAAGCCUCCUGCUUAUGUGGUUAGAGGGUUGUUAUUCAUUUGUGUACACAAGUCUUUCUGGAUUUUGUUUUUGUAUUUUUAGUAAGUUUUUUCUUUAAAGAUUCUCGCCUGGUUUUUGUCACGUCGGGGAAUUUUGGGGAAGAUAUUUUGGAGUGUCACUCGCUGAAGCGCGGUGAAGAUGUCGAGUUUUGUUGGUGUUCUUGUUUCUGAUCAAUGGCUUCAAAGCCAGUUCACUCAGGUUGAACUUCGGAGUCUCAAAUCCAAAUUUGUUGCAAUAAAGAAUCAAAAAGGUAAAGUUACUGUCAGAGACUUGCCACCUUUAAUGGCCAAACUGAAAGCUUUGCGGGAGAUGUUUCCUGAGGAGGAGAUUGGUAAUAUCUUGGAAGAGAUGGGUUUCCAUAUGAAUGAUGAAAUUGAUUUUGAAGCCUUCCUCAAGGCAUUUUUGAACUUCCAAUCUCGAGCUACUGCAAAAUUGGGUUGCUCGGGAAGUUCUUCUUCAUUCCUUAAGGCAACCACAACAACUCUUCUUCAUACUAUUAGUGAAUCAGAGAAGGAAUCUUAUGUUGCUCACAUCAAUAGCUAUCUUGGGGAUGACCCAUUUUUAAAGAAAUAUCUUCCUUUAGAUCCAGCGACAAAUGAUAUAUUUGACCUUGCAAAAGAUGGAGUUCUCUUAUGUAAGCUUAUCAAUGUUGCUGUGCCGGGGACAAUAGAUGAACGAGCUAUUAACACAAAACGGGUCCUCAACCCAUGGGAGAGGAAUGAGAACCAUACCCUUUGUCUCAACUCUGCCAAGGCUAUUGGCUGCACAGUGGUUAACAUUGGCACGCAAGACUUGGUUGAAGGAAGACCCCAUUUGAUACUUGGGUUGAUUUCUCAAAUUAUAAAGAUCCAACUGUUAGCAGAUCUUAACCUCAAGAAGACGCCACAGCUUGUGGAAUUAGUGGAUGAUAGCAAGGAUGUUGAGGAGCUUAUGGGCUUAGCCCCUGAGAAGGUCUUAUUGAAAUGGAUGAAUUUCCAUCUCCAGAAAGCAGGCUACAAGAAACCUGUUACAAAUUUUUCUUCGGAUGUAAAGGAUGGAGAGGCUUAUGCUUACUUGCUUAAUGUUCUUGCGCCAGAACACUGCAGUCCAUCUACAUUGGAUACCAAAGAUGCUGCUGAAAGGGCUAAACUUGUACUUGAGCAUGCAGAGAGAAUGAAUUGCAAAAGAUAUUUAACUCCGAAAGAUAUUGUUGAAGGCUCAACAAAUUUGAAUCUUGGAUUUGUCGCGCAGAUAUUCCAUCAUAGGAAUGGCUUAUCUACAGACAGCAAAAAAAUUUCCUUUGCUGAGAUGAUGACAGAUGAUGUGCUGAUAUCUAGAGAAGAAAGAUGCUUCCGACUGUGGAUCAACAGCCUUGGAAUUGCCACUUAUGUCAAUAAUUUGUUUGAGGAUGUAAGAAAUGGAUGGAUACUUUUGGAAGUGCUUGAUAAGGUUUUUCCAGGUUCAGUUAACUGGAAGCUGGCAUCGAGGCCUCCCAUUAAGAUGCCAUUUAGAAAAGUGGAGAAUUGCAAUCAAGUUAUAAAGAUUGGAAAGCAAUUGAAAUUUUCCCUAGUAAAUGUGGCUGGAAAUGAUAUUGUGCAAGGAAAUAAGAAGCUCAUACUAGCUUUCCUGUGGCAGUUGAUGAGGUUUAAUAUGCUUCAACUCCUGAAAAACUUGAGAUUCCACUCACAUGGGAGGGAAAUAACUGAUGCUGAUAUCCUGAAUUGGGCAAACAACAAAGUGAAGAGCACAGGCAGAACCUCUCAAAUGGAGAGUUUCAAGGAUAAGAACCUGUCAAAUGGGAUAUUCUUCCUUGAGCUUCUUAGUGCUGUAGAGCCAAGGGUUGUCAACUGGAACCUUGUUACCAAGGGUGAAAGCGAGGAUGAAAAGAAGCUGAAUGCUACAUACAUAAUCAGUGUUGCACGAAAGCUUGGGUGUUCCAUUUUUCUGUUGCCAGAGGACAUCAUGGAGGUGAACCAGAAGAUGAUUCUCACUCUAGCUGCCAGUGUUAUGUACUGGAGCCUGCAGCAACCAGCUGAAGAGUCAGCCACAUCUCCAUCACCUGUUAACACAAAUACUUCUGCUGCGACUACUCCUGAUGCAUCUCCCGCACCAUCCAUCAAUGGUGAGGAUGAAAACUCUUUGGGUGGUGAAGUCUCCACAACAACGUCCAUAGAUGGUGAGGAUGAGGGCUCCCUAGUUGGUGAAAUCUCGACACCAUCCAUCAACGGAAUUCCAGCCACCAAUGAACCUUUCGGAUCCCCUAGUGCGACACCAAAUUUACGGAUCAGCGUCCUCGGCCCCCAAGUCUCACUGAUCAAGGUAAAGUACGAAUGCGAACACGACUUUCAUGCAUCAGUUGGACGUUCGGUUAACUCGGGACACAUCUUCAUUAGCAUCCACGGUUUCGUCUAACUCACAGAGAAUUCUCACCAUCCACGGUCCCCGCUAGCUCACAGAGCGAACUCUCACCAUCCAUGAUUCCCGUUGACUCACAGAAUAAAUUCUCACAAUCCACAGGUAUAGCUGGUCUGGAAUUGAAAUGGGUCAGUCGGCUGAGCAUUGUCAGUCGGUUGAGUGAUUUCAGUUCAUUAUGUCAGUCGGCUGAAUAGUUAACUUAACUGUUGAUUUUCGGUCGGUCGGUUGAGUAAACCCAGUGUUUUACUAGUUAGUCGGCUGACCCAUCAUCUUUUUGGUUUUUUUCAUUUUUAGAUUCUAAAUUUAUGAAGGCCUAUGAAAAUUUUUGUACGAGAUCAUUCUUGAAUAAGAAAUAAUUAAAU